AUGACAAAAGUUUAGACUACCUGGAAAAAACGGUAGAAUUUAACCAAAAAUGGAUGAUAAGGAAACCGUGCGACAAAAACGUUUUCUAAGGAGUAAGUGGGACCCGUUCCGCCUAAAACCAGUUCUAGAUGAAGAAGAAAAGCCAACACAUUGUCUCAGAUUGAUCAAUUUUGUUGUGUGCACACUUCUUGGAGUGUUGGUCUUUGCAUUUGGAUUUUUAAGUAAGAUUUCCCUACUGCUAAUGGUUACCAUCACAGACCCAGAGUCCAGUGCAAUUUCCAAUAAGCCAUUUGGUCUUCUCAUUCUUGGAUGCACACUGAUAUUUCCUAAUAUUCUAACUUUUAUUAAAAGCCUCUGGAAAGUUAUAUUUAAAUCCACAGGGCUUCCUUCAAAACAACUUGUGUUCUUUGUGUGUACAAUUGACCUGCUUGUAGCCUCUGGGAUGGCGGCACUCGUUGUGAUUGCAAUGCCUAAAUUUGACAUCCUGAACAACACCAUGAUUUUGAACAGUGUCUGCAUAGUGCCAGCAGUUCUGCAAGUAAUAAACCAGAUGACGCCUUCUCGGAACAUCUUGCAGAUAAUCUGCUCCCUGCUCUCCGUCUUCUUUGUGCUACUCGGCUAUGCGAUUUUUACUGUCAGCUACGUCACGAAGCCAAAUGGGACGACACCGUACCUAUAUAUUUGUGUGGCCAUAGGAGGCACUUUAUUAGUUUCCCUUAACUGGUGGGAGAACUUCACAGCACCCCUAAAGAACUCCAUGCUGCAAAACAUCCACAAGAGCUUACAUAAAUCUAGAGAUAUUAUGUACCUGAUUUCCAGCUUUGUACGAAUCAUAGUCACAGGUAUUAUCGUUGGAGUGUAUUCAGUAUAUUCAGAUAAUUCACAGCCUUUCUCUCGUUCUAUUUCUCUAACAACAAUUAAGUACACGAUGAGCCUUUUUGCCAUCCAAGUCAUUUCCUCUGCUCUGUGCCGAUGGCUUUCAGUGAUUGCCUUCAAGAUGCACGUUUUCCGACGUUCUUUUAUAGUACCAAUGAUAUUCACCACUCCAGCCGUUUUUGCAUCUUUCUUAAUCCUUUUUGGAGUUCGCUACUUAUACUUCCAGAAUGACUGGCACUUCAGUAACAGUUCUUUAAGUUUUUACUGUCAACAGUCGUCCUCCUAUACUGGACAGGCCAAUCCAGCAGCUGCCAUGCUCUUCAUAGAUGUGAGCAAAAACUUCUGUUCUAAAUCUGCCAUAGUGGGGAACAACAUCUUACCCAAUAUACUUCUGGCCGUAUCAUCGAUUGGCUGGUUGUUAGGACUGGCACUUUCAACUAUCUACCUGUGGCAGAUUAAGAUCCCAAGAAUCGAAAGGACAUCGGAGGUUUUUGUGAGACACCUCUAUGAAGGUGCCUUCAUAGACCAAUCCAUGCUGCUCAAUGUCCGAAUGAACAUGGGAGAAGCAGAAACAAACGAUUCCCGUGAAAAAUGGUCAAAGAAAGAUCAUGUAAUGAUUUAUCUAUGCGCAACCAUGUGGCAUGAAACUUUUGAAGAAAUGUUGAAAAUCCUAACUUCCUUGUUCAGGCUUGACAGAUACCAGCCCAAGAAAAUGUCUCAGAAGAAUAAGAUGAGUAUCGAGGCACAUAUUUUUUUUGAUGAUGCCUUUGUUGAAAUAGAAGAGUCAGGCAGAAAAAAGCUUGUUGUCAACGAAUACGCCGAGUGCCUGGUGGAAGUCAUCAGUGAAGUGUACAAGGUCUUUACAGAAAAGAAGAAUUCCAAAUUAAAUGAUGAUCCUGACAAUGUAAUAAAGCAUGACAUGAUUAAGACUCCUUAUGGCGGAAGGCUCUGUUACAUGCUUCCCGAAGGCAAUUACUUGUACAUCCAUUUCAAGGAUAAAACCAGGAUUCGCCACAAAAAGAGAUGGUCACAGAUCAUGUAUAUGUACUACCUUCUUGGAUGGAAACUUCACAAAAAAUAUGCAGAUGCUUAUGGAGGGGAUGAACUAAAUGAAAAUCAAGAGUAUAAGAAAGAAAAACACAACACGUACAUUUUGGCACUGGAUGGUGACACAGACUUCCAGCCAUCUGCACUGAUGCUGCUUGUUGAUCGCCUUAGAAUGUACCCUAAUGUGGGAGCCGCCUGUGGAAGAAUUCACCCUACUGGAAUGGGGCCUUUGGUAUGGUACCAGAAAUUUGAGUAUGCAGUUGGUCACUGGCUUCUUAAGACAGCUGAACAUGUGUUUGGAUGUGUGCUCUGCAGUCCUGGUUGCUUCAGUCUGUUUAGAGGGUCUGCCCUCAUGGAGGACAAUGUGAUUAAGCGCUACACCACCAAAGCAGCUGAAGCCUCCCACUAUGUGCAGUAUGACCAAGGUGAGGACCGCUGGCUGUGUACAUUGCUGCUUCAGCAGGGUUGGAGAGUGGAGUACAAUGCUGCCUCGGAUGCCUACACCAACGCUCCCCAGGAGUUUAAAGAGUUUUACAACCAGAGACGACGCUGGGGACCUUCAUCAAUGGCCAACACCUUGGACCUUCUUGACACAGGUGCACUAACUGCAAAGAAGAACCCUUCCAUAUCAAGGCCGUACAUUGUGUAUCAAAUUUUUGCAAUGGCCUCAUCCAUUCUGGGACCUGCCACCGUAUGUCUCAUGAUUGCAGGGUGUCUUCAGUUUAUCUUUAACCUGGCUGCUAAUCUCAGCCUGUUCUUGUCAAUUCUUCUCCCUGUCCUUUACUUGAUUGUCUGUUACACAACAAAAUCCGACACACAGAUCAACGUUGCUGCUUUGCUGAGCAUAAUCUAUGCAUUCCUCAUGACGGCCACUUUUAUUGCUAUUAUUGGUGACAUUGUUUCUUCCAACACCAUCAUGUCUCCCACCGGCCUGUUCUUGUCAACUAUGGGCUUAAUAUAUGUAAUCACUGCCUUAAUGCACCCCCAGGAAUUCCCCAUUCUGAUCUAUGGACUUCUUUAUAUAAUCUGCGUCCCAAGUGCUUACCUUCUAUUAGCCAUUUACUCAAUGACAAACAUGGACAACGUCUCAUGGGGAACCCGAGAAACUGCAAGCCCUGUGAAGCAAAAGAAAAAGAUCAGCACCAAAAAGCAUGUGAAGUACAGAAAAAGCUGCAAGUGCUGCUGUUGGAACCUGGAAUUCAGUGUCAAUGAGGAGCAGAAAAUAACGGAGGCCACAGAGACAAAAGGAUUAUUAAAUGAUAAAGACAGCAGUGAUGAAGAACAAACCGACGAUCUUGUUUCACAGGAUUCCAGAGUACAAGAAUGCUGGAUGGAACAGCUUCAGACAAAGUCUGACGAAGUGGAGCUUGUUGAAAGAGAUAUCGACAGUGAUGAGAUGCCUUUCUGGACUGGGCUUAUCGAGGAGUAUCUUGAGCCUCUUGAAGAAGAUAAAGAUAAACAGGAGAAGAUAAAAAAGGAACUGAAGUCUCUCAGAAACAAGUGCACUUUCCUGUAUUUCAUCAUCAACUCUCUGUGGAUAAUUGCAACAUUCUUCCUCCAAGCUAUUGGGAACACAGUCAGCAUAAGGAUACCCAAGAUCUUGUUUAAUGGCACCAGAGCGGAGGACAUAUUUGUUGAUCCCGUUGGAUUUAUGUUUCUCCUGUCAUUCGCUGGCCUUGUCAUUCUACAGUUCGUUGCCAUGCUCUACCACAGAAUCUACACCUUCAUUCAUCUAAUAUCCUAUGUGAGAACAGAAGCAAUUCCAAAUUAUACUGAUGCUAAAAAAAGGCAAAUCAGUGAUGACUUGGACAUGAAUGACACCUUCCUCAGCACCGUGUGAUUAUAAUGUUGGCAUCAGCAGAAGACCGACUGCGACGGGUAGCCUGUGACUUCAUUUAACAGUAUUUCUUGAAAAGACUUGAAAACUUGGGGGCAAUCUGUCCGGUUCUUCACUUACUUCUGCACCAUUAAUGCUACCUCAGGAACACCGGACUGACGGAGCUUCCUCCAACCACCUAACUAAAAAGAUGAAGAAAUCAAAAAGAUGGAAAAGGUGAACCUUUGACUGAUAACCAAGUAACAGAGCUCGUGUCGGGGUGGCUUUUGUUUUUUUAACUUUUUGAAAAGCAUCAGUGCAACAAACCUGCCUAUCAAGUAGAGGAAU
Molecule: messenger RNA, 4087 nt
Organism: Erpetoichthys calabaricus (reedfish)
Lineage: Eukaryota; Metazoa; Chordata; Cladistia; Polypteriformes; Polypteridae
Product: chitin synthase chs-1-like
Exons: 19
Coding region: 50-3763 (1237 amino acids)
Cellular component (GO): cell septum; cell periphery
Molecular function (GO): chitin synthase activity
Source: RefSeq, a predicted model, not a curated record